UCAGGGCUGCGGGCCUCCUCACACGCUGGCUGUUCAGAUAGUCUGAGGGAUGAGGCUGCUGCAGCCAAAAGUGGGUUACAUUACAGUACUGCCUGCUGCUGGAGAUGGAGGACCAAUAACCUCAGAAAACAGCGCACAGGAGCAGCUGGGCCAGCAGAGCACUUUGUGAGGGCUCAUCUGGACACUCCGCAGUGGGGUACCGCGAAGAGCCAUGGGGGUGUUGAUGUCCAAACGGCAGACAGUAGAGCAGGUACAGAAGGUGAGCCUGGCUGUGUCUGCUUUCAAGGAUGGACUACGGGACAGGCCUUCCAUCCGGCGCACCGGUGAGCUUCCAGGGUCCCGCCGUGGCACUGUAGAGGGCUCUGUCCAGGAGGUACAGGAGGAGAAGGAAGCAGAGGCAAGUACCCCAGUACUGCAAGAAGAGAGCAGUACCAAACGUGCAGCCUGGGAGAGGCUCCGAGAUGGGCGUGGAGUGGAGCCGGAGGAGUUUGAUAGGAGUAAUCGUUUCACACCGCCGGCUUUCAUCCGCCCCACCCGGAAGCUGGAUGAUGACAAGCCUCCUGAUAUCUGCUUGGAGCCCAGAGAACUUGUUGUCAACGAUGAGAUGUGUGAUGUCUGUGAGGUCUGGACAGCUGAGAGCCUCUUUCCAUGCAGGAUCUGUACCAGGGUUUUCCAUGAUGGCUGUCUGCGCCGCAUGGGCUACAUCCAAGGAGAUAGCGUGGCAGAGGUGACUGAGGCAGCCCACACAGAAACUGGCUGGAGCUGCCACUACUGUGAUAAUCUCAACUUGCUUCUAACUGAGGAGGAAAUGUACAGCCUCACAGAGACCUUUCAGCAGUGUAAAGUCAUUCCUGAUUGCUCCCUGACACUGGAGGACUUCCUGCGCUACCGCCACCAAGCAGCAAAGCGGGGGGACAGUAACAGGGCUCUAAGCGAGGAGCAAGAAGAACAGGCAGCCCGCCAGUUUGCAGCUCUGGACCCUGAACAUCGAGGACAUAUAGAGUGGUCUGACUUCUUGUCCCAUGAGUCCCUCCUACUUCUGCAGCAAUUGCGUCCCCAGAACUCUCUGUUAAGGCUUCUGACAGUCAAGGAGCGGGAACGAGCCCGGGCCACCUUCCUCGCCCGGGGCAAUGGGAGUACUAUCAGUGAGGCAGAGUGCCGUGCAGCCCAGCACUCCUGGUUCUGCAAACGCCUUGCAGAGGCUCCUUCCUGCAGUGUCAGCAUCAGCCAUGUGGGUCCCAUAGCAGACAGCAGCCCAGCUAGCAGCAGCAGCAAGAGUCAGGACAAGGCUCUGCUGCCCACAGAGCAGGAGUCCAGAUUUGUGGACUGGCCUACAUUCUUGCGGGAGAAUGUUGUCUACAUCUUGGCUGCUCGCCCCAACAGUGCAGCAAUUCAUCUGAAACCCCCAGGAUAGCAUGGAGCAGAGAAGCUCAGUUCGGGGACAAUGGUCUCCCUCCUCUCCUUUUUCUCUUUCCCUCUUUCCCCCAACAUCCUCUGGUACUGAGACUUGUGGGGAUGGAGCACUGCCAGCAUCUCAAUUUGCCACUAAGCUUUAUGGAACUGAAAUCACUGCUCCCCUCACAACAGAGGCAGUAUAUGCAUUGCUGCAGGGAAAAGCCCUGGGAGCUGUGGCAGUAUCCACUCCUGGAGCCACCCCCCUGUCCUCACAUCAUAGACUGGACCUGCCACUGCACACAAAUGUGCGCACAUGCACACACACACACACACGCGCACAUGCGUGCGUGCGCACGUAUGCGUCACACUGUCCAUGCCUUCAGAGAGCUGGUUCUUCUUGGUUGAAAAGGACCAAAGUUCUUUUUGUGAAGCUCCUGGUAUAGAUGAGAGGGGUCUCUAUUCACUUCUUCUAUUGGCCAGUUCUGAUUUCCAAUAGACAAGUCUCUGGCCAAGUGAUUGUUUUUUGUUUUUUGUUUUUUUAAUUUAUUUUCUCACCAUAGCAUACAUCCCCAAUGUCCAUCACCCAGACAAGUGAUUUUUAAUAAUAGGGCAUAUCAGACUCACAUGCUAUCCUAGAGAUGUUGAUAGGUUUCCUCUUCCUCUGUUGAAAAUCCCUUCUGUGGUGAGCCAUUGUUCUGAUAGGUAUGUGCUAUGUCCCUUGGGUAUGUUGGGGUGGGAAAAUUACUGAAAACCACCACUGCACUUCAGCCCAUUCUUUAUUUAAAUUCUAAUUCCUAGUGACAGAGAAGGCAACUAGUCUAUGGAGUCCUAAUUAGAAGAAGGGAAGGCAGCCCUCCCAGGAACCCAGGAUUCUAGGAACCUCUCAGCCAGGUCUUUCGAGUCCAAAAGUCUUUAGCAGAAGAGUCAAAAACGAAGAUGAGCCAUCCUGGCCCCUGUUUUACAGAUGGGACCACAUGGCCCAGAGCCCAAAGGGCCUGAAUAGAACAAGUAUGAUGGCAGAUGCUUUAGAUGUAUUAGAUGCUUCACCCAAGUCAACUACCCCAAAGACGGGAAGCCUGAUCUCCAAUGAAGACAAGGUUUGGAUGAAAAACAAGAGAAGGCUCAUGAUCUUCCAUCUUUCCACCUUACCCCAGAUGUGGACCUGGAAGAGUGUGCCAUUGGAUGGAGAACAAGAGCCAGCAUCUUCACAGCCCAGAAAGAGCAGCAAGGACUCCUUUCAACCACCCUGACAAGUUGGAACCAAGAAGAGGAUUUGCAUCUCAGCUCUUUCCUUCUUUUUUUUUCUUUCUUUUUUUUUAAGAUUUUAUUUAUUUAUUUGACAGAGAGAGAGAUCACAAGUAGGCAGAGAGGCAGGC
Mustela erminea (ermine) is the source of this 2771-nucleotide messenger RNA. It is a transcript of the gene PHF24, whose product is annotated as PHD finger protein 24. The record is from RefSeq and is a predicted model, not a curated record. NCBI's taxonomy places the organism in Eukaryota, Metazoa, Chordata, Mammalia, Carnivora, Mustelidae. The transcript is spliced from 8 exons. Bases 212 to 1414 code for a protein of 400 amino acids.